AUGGAUGAGAUUGCCAAAGUGGAGGAUAAUGAGAAGGUUGAUGAUCCAGUAGGCGGCCUGUCUGGGGCCGGCAACCCGGCCCUUUGGAAGAGAGCAGAUUGUCUGCAAGACCAUGCAGCAGUGCCCGCGUCCCGGCCUCUGCAGGACAGACUCGAGCAUCCCCGCCUGGUUGGUUUUCAGAGGCCCGGCGCCCCGCUGCGCCCUGGAGAGGCUCCAGCAUCUCUCGCCCUGGAGGCCCCAGGCGGCCGCUGCUCCCGGGCCAGGAGCCACAACCGUUUUGAGGGCUUGAUCCGCAGCUCUGGGUGGAAAAGCCGGCUGCAAAUGCCGGGACUGCGGCUUCUGGGCGCCGGCGGCCGGGGAACAAGGACGCGAGCACCCACGCGGCUGCCCCGCGAGCCAGCACUGGGCCGCAGCUCGGGGAGCCCAAUCUGGCCUCGGCCAAAUGGGGAUCCGCAGACAGGGUUAGGGGAGCAGAGCGGAACCAACCCGGCUCCAGCCCCGCGGAACUUCUCAGUCGCCAGGGCCCAGGGAGAGAGCCGGGGAAGGAGAAUCAGCAGCUCGAGAGCGGCGCGCACUCUCCGCCACCCCCUGGCUUCCCACUGUCUCUCGGCUUUGCAGGCGCCAGGGUCGGGGUACGGGGUUUCUUUGGGCCAGGGUCGGAAGGACCCGCCGGGCCUUGGUCCUGAGCGACCCGUCAUCUGCAAACGCCGCUCUCGCUGCAUCCUUGACGCGGCGCCCUGGCUCUAUUAGCAGGCACAAACCAGCUCUCUUCCUGCCCCUAGGCCCUGCUAUUUCAAGAAUUCUAGUGAAAAAUGUGCACCGGCGUGGUACGGGUUGGAGCAGCCAGGGGUACUUGUAAAGCAAGAAGGCACGAGCGGCCCGCAUGCAGACAUAUUUGUUCCCUCCCCUAGGGUCUCCCCAGCUUCAUUUAUGGCAGGGGUGGGGUAGAGGUUUGUGUCUCCUAGGUUUACUCUGAAAUCAAUUCUCAUGAGAGUGAAGGUCCAUAUGGUUAUAUGUGUCCAGAAUGGGCACCCGCACUGGCCAAGCGGACACUGAGUUCCCCAAGACGCGGAGUCUCUUGGCGCUGGGGUUUUUUCUUACUUUCUGGAUGGAACGGGUCUCCGAAUUCCCCCAAGAACAUCUCAAGAUUGUGUUUCCAGGGGAGAGGCGUUCUUGGGACUGAAGAGGCGAGUGGAGCGAGAUCUGGUACCUCAGGCAGUAGAUCCCUCCUCCCCCGUUUG
This is a messenger RNA of Rhinolophus ferrumequinum (greater horseshoe bat), 1241 nucleotides long. RefSeq names its product translation initiation factor IF-2-like. The transcript has 3 exons. NCBI's taxonomy places the organism in Eukaryota, Metazoa, Chordata, Mammalia, Chiroptera, Rhinolophidae. The record is from RefSeq and is a predicted model, not a curated record. The coding region runs from base 1 to 750 and encodes 249 amino acids.